Messenger RNA from Limulus polyphemus (Atlantic horseshoe crab), 3433 nucleotides. RefSeq names its product Fanconi anemia group I protein-like. Gene Ontology annotation, biological process: DNA repair. NCBI's taxonomy places the organism in Eukaryota, Metazoa, Arthropoda, Merostomata, Xiphosura, Limulidae. The record is from RefSeq and is a predicted model, not a curated record. Gene Ontology annotation, molecular function: DNA polymerase binding. The transcript is spliced from 20 exons. Bases 1 to 2586 code for a protein of 861 amino acids.
AUGCUUAGAAGGAAAAUCAAGGUUGAGGUAGCUUUGGGAGUGAGGAGGAGACAGUUGGAAGCUCGAAAGAUAGCAGUUGUUGGAUUUUUGAUGAUGCUGAGAAAUUUUAAGGUGUUUGGUGGCUUCACCCAGAGCCAAAGUCAGAGAAGCACCCAGCAGUCAAUUUCCUUGAGUCAGAUAAGAGUUGAUGUGCAUACAGGAUGCAGCAUUGGGUCCAAUGAAGCUGUUUGCUUAGAACUUCUGGGAACAUUGAGGAGAGCUCUUACUCAACAGGCAGAUGUGAGGAAUCUUUUAUAUCAGGGGCUGAAUGAAGUCCUUUGCAAAAACCCUCAAAUUUCUGAAGCUAUUUUGGAACUCCUUAUGGCCCAGUUUCAACGGUACUAUGAGUUUGCUGAAGAUGUAAGUCCUCCUCUGAAACUAGACAGUUGUAUACAGACACAGAUGGAUGAGGUCCAGUUGGUUGAACCAUUGGCUCAGCUUGUCUUCACUGUCCAACAGUGUCUAACAACAAGCUUAAACAGGGGACCAGUAGAAGAAAUCAACAGUGAUGAUGAAGAGCUGGAAAUUAAAAACAAGCUUCAGAGAUAUAUGAAAACUCUAGUGUCUCGAAUGAUUACAACUGAAAUAGAAGAUUUUGAAUUGGAUAAAUUGACUGGUUACAACCCCUCAUUGUUGUUUGAUACUAAGAAUAUCAUCAUGGCAAAUGAACUACUUGGAAUAUAUGAAGGUUUAAUAGAGUACUGUUUUACUGCUUGUGAAAUGAGUGUUCAAAGUUGUAGUGAUGUGCUAGCCUUAUUUAAAAAAUAUCACACACUUGAAGAAACACUUAAGGAGAAGAUGCCAGGAGCUGGUACUAAAAAAGAUGAAAAUCGUAGUUAUAAGAGUAUCAAAUACAGCUCAGCCAUUAGUAGAAACAGAAUAAGACUUCUGUCUUUAAGAGUAGUAGCAGAAAUCCUUAAACUUUUGUUGUGUGAUUGUAGUCCUGAUCAUGAGGACUCACUGACUUUGUUAAGGCAAGAAAAGAAGUUUGUAAUCUUCAUAGUCAAAGUGGCUGUCCAGAGAAUUAAUCAGUUCAAGGAUAAGGGAAAUUGUGAUGGAUGCGAAGGAAAGAAUGACAAUAGAUUAGUAGAACAUUUCUGCACCAUAGGCAGGUCACUUUUGAAACAUAUAUGUAAAGAUGUUUUGAGUAAUACACAACAAAAUAAAACAACAGUUGAUCCUCUACGGACUUUGUGUUUGGAUGGGUUGUCUACUUUGUUCGAAGUUUUUUCAUCUAGCCAUGUGAACUAUUAUCAGGCAUUCUUGAUGUCCUUUGAGAAGGAAGGAAAAGUAGAAAUAAAAAAUCUGGAAGAAGACCUGUUGAAAACUCAUCUCAAUAACUUUCAGCAUAUUAUAGAUGAUGCACUGAGAUGUUCAGAAGGUGACCAUUCUUUGAAAGAGAUAAUUUCUCUCUUGUCUAUUGUUUCAUGCUUGUCUAAGCAUAUUCAACCAGCAAGCCUCAUCUUUAAGGAAUACUUUCAUUGGAUCCAUAAGCUGUGUAAUGAACAAGAAAUAAAUGAUUCUGGUGUAGCCAAAGCUAUGUUGUCUCUCUAUUUAACUUUGAGUCAUCAGAGUAAAGAGUAUAUCCCUGUACUAAGAGAUGUAGCUAACCAGAUUCAUUCCAUUCUUGGAGAUAUAACUGAGGAUGUAGAAGUGGAGAACAAAAAACAAUUUGCAAUCAUCAAUGAGAAAACAGCCUUACCCUUGGCCCAUUUGAUACUUUUUCAUGCUGAUCUUGUAUUGAAUGAAAUAGAGUGGAUUUUAAAUCAGAUGAAGGCUCAAAUUACUGUUGACUCUGAAGCAAAUAAAGAUACUGAACCCCCAGAAAACCGAGUAAAGAGGGAAUACAAUCUCUGUUCACAUCUUGGCCAAUUAAUCACAGUUGUCCAUGAACUCAUUCAGACAGCUUUUCCUUUAGGAUCUUGUGCAAACACUACUUUGAAACUUGUCAGCCGCAUCUAUAACACCCUUGGAGUUUUCACAAAAUAUUAUAUAUGCGUGUACAACUUGAAAAUUGGCCAUUUGUGUUCCAAAUUUGAAAAGUUGGUCAAGUUAUCAAGCACACAUUUAACUCCACAUGUGGACACUUUCAUCACAUAUGAGGCUUCUGAAAGAGCAAACUCCCAAGGGCCACUAAAAAAGAAGCCAAAAAUGGACUUUGAGGCUCAAAAGGUCCAAGUGAUGAAAGAGACAAAAUCUAUUCCACCAGUAAUUUAUUCUAAAGAAUACUAUGAACAAUUCUUGGUUCAGUUGACAAAGAAAUCUAAGGUGAACUUGAUGGAGCACGUAAAACUCAGCACAUCAAGAGAUUUUCGCAUCAAUGUAGAAAAGGUUGAGGAAGUUUUUGAGCAAGCUUCAACAUCAGAGAACGAAAAUGAAGAAGAUGAAGGUGAUAUAAAUCAUGAAAGUUAUGUAAAUCAUACUGCUGCAAAUGCUCCUUCUUCUCAUUCUUCUUCAUCUAAAUGCCCUGUAAAAUUUACAUCUCAACAUAAAACCACAAUGAAGAGAAAGAGGGUGCUUUCUGGGUGGGACCAACCAAACCUGUAGGUAAAUGUCAAGUUGCCACUCAACUCAAUAAAAAAACAGGAAUAUAAAUGAACUACUAACAACUGAAGAAAAACUGAAAGACAGUUAAUGCCAUUUAAUCUGUGGAUAGGAUGAAGUAGUGCAUGUGAAAGUAAAGUGGGAAUGAACUGAGGUCAAACAAGUAUGUGGUGUUUCAUGUACAUUUUGAAUUCCAUAAUGUAGAAUUGUCAGAAAUCCUCCACCUUGAAGAGGUUGAGUCUGUAGGAUUUUGGAAGUUUAUCUUAGCUUAUUUUUGUAAGCAAAAUCUAUUUACAUGUAUGUGGCAAUGUUUACAUCAGAUGAUAUUUUUCUGUUCUGAAGUUUGAGAGUUAAAUGUUGUACUGCUCUUUCCCCAGUGUAUACGGUACUAUAAUUUUACAAAAUGCUUCCCAAUUUACAAUACUAAAUGAGCAAAUUACAGUUUCAAAAACUUGUUCAAAUAGUCUUAAAUUUGCUAGAAACACCAAGAAAAAUAGCAGUUUCUUUGUAAUCUGUCUAGUCUUUACAGCUGUUGAUUUUAUUUUAGAUCUCUCAAAUAAUGAUUGUUUACAUUAUUUACACACUUUGUUGUUGUUUUUUAUUAUCCAUGAAAACCCCCAAAACAGACACUCAUUAGCAUUUUUGCUUUCUUAAAAUUGCAAUAACUAAAUAGUUUUAAAUCUCAGGAUACAAAAGUUUUAAAAUGAUUCAUAGUUUUUUGUAUGUUUUUCAAGAGUUGCUACAUUCAAAAUGCUCAUGGUUAGUUUUCUGACUGUGGAAGCAGAAUGUUAUUUGAAAGUGCUGUAUUAAGUUAGUGAAAUAUUUGUUGAUUAAACAUAUUGAAUAUUCA